Molecule: messenger RNA, 12234 nt
Organism: Porites lobata
Lineage: Eukaryota; Metazoa; Cnidaria; Anthozoa; Scleractinia; Poritidae
Source: the annotation of a GenBank genome assembly
CAUGACGAUCAGGAGAUAUACACAUCUUUUAUAGGUGGAAGAGAAGAAAAAUAUUUGAUCAAUUUGCUGUUCUUUUAUUUGCUUCUUGAUUGCUGUCAUUUUCUCCUUGAAAGAAACCGUUUGGCUAACACGCGGAUGUACGAAUACUUGUCCUGCAUUUUUGUGAGCUUGUAAAAUAUUCUCAGUGCAAGUGCACGCACACUAAACACAAAGGUCAAUUUUAUACGUAAUACCCUUCUUUAGAAAAUUGGGAGCGUGUUUGGAAAUUCUCUUCGUUUGAGCUCAUCGAAGGAUUUGUGAUGUCUUACAUUCGCAUUUUGGGAGGUACUGCAGCCGUGAGCGGUGGACUUUAUGCAUUUUAUAGAUUUCGUGACAAGAAACAACAGGUAUGUAAAAUUUUUCAAUGUUCGUUUGAAAUGGGUUUGUUCACUAACCUGUUUAGUGCACGUGCUUCGUGCAAUUCAGAUUUACUAGCUUCAAGCCUUGAAUAGCCACAUUCAAUAUGUUAAAAUUCAGCCUAGAACAAGCAGAAUUCUCAUCCAAAAGUAGUUGUAGGAAAGUAGUUGUAGGAAGGGACAUUAUAGUGAGUGCCCCCUCCCCCCCGACCUCAUCAGCAGUCUUUGUGUGGGUAGUAAACCGAUGUGGAGUUUUGGGGCUUAUUUUCCAGAGACUCAUAGCGGUAUCUAUUGUUUCUAGCUGAAAGUUAAGAUAAAGUCAGGCCAUUGUUCUUUCAUCAUUUUUUUUUCUGUUUUCUGCAUGUUUGUGUGUUGCAAAAUUAUGAGAUGGAUGGUCCCCUUAAUAGUCUACACUUAAGCCAUAACCUGCACCCACAAUACUGUCUACAGUUCCCAUUUUCCAGUAGCAGAGAUGUCGUUAAGAGCCGGCUGCCAGCUAAUUUCACCGGCUGAAAAAGAGCUUACCACCAGCUCAAAUUGCAAACGAAAACAAAGUUGCAUUUGAGUAAAAAAACCAGCUUGACUAAUAAAAAAGCCUUCUUAUCCUUUCCUUAGCUACAUCCCUGCUGUAAGGCUGUAGAGAUGAGUGGUUUACUAUGAUAAGCAACUGUCUUUGUGUCAAAUAAUGUACAGAAGGGGCAGGCAAAAGGGAGUGGUAGCAAAGGCACAAAAAAUACUUUCUCUCACUUCCCUUUGAACCUAACCCCUCCCCCUGAUUCUCUCAGUAGAUUUGAUACUUCUCUCCAGGAUAUGGUCAGUGUAUGCUUCCACCAUCAUGUUAUGCUUUCAUAAAAAUGAUCAGAUUCUGGCAUGUUAUGUGCUUCCAGCAACUUUGAAGAAUCUUAUCCUAUGGCUGAUUCACACAAGUGGAAGCAAAGGGAACACAUGUCAAGGCUGUGCUCUUAGGAAAAUAUUGAAGGGAGCCCAGUGCACUGAACCUGUAAAAUCCAGGGUGCCCAGCAUAUGAUUUGUACAAAAAAUCUGAGAUUUUCUAGUCACCCAGGAGCAAAAGUUUGGCGCCAGGGGCCACUGGGCUCUGCUAAAGCACAGCCCUGCAUGUCCAAAUUAGUUUAGUUUGGUUUAGUUUGUGACCCUGCCAAUUUGGUAGGGUCAUCACAACAGUAUAAAGUCUAUAACUACUGUAAGCCCUUAAUAAUGGUCCCCUUCCCAUUAUGAGAGAUAGAUCACACCACUAGGGUCUCUUUCCUUUACGUUUGCCAAACAACAGUGUGGGUUCCUAACCCUCCCGACCCCCUCCUUUCAACAAAUUAUCAUCAAGUGCAAGUGCUGACAUGCACAAGAAUAUGUUAGUAACAUCGCAUUCUUUUGUUGCAGAACUCUUUAUUAUCCCCGGUUAUUGCUGCAGAAAAGACAGUUGUAGGACAACCAAAUAACCCUCUUCCUUCAAGAUCUGUUCACAUCAAUGCUUUGAAGAACACACCUGAAUUUGAUGUUUUGGUGAUUGGUGGUGGCGCCUCUGGUUGUGGAGUAGCUCUUGAUGCUGUGACCAGGGGUAAACAAGAAUUUAUUUUGAAAAGUAAAAAAAUUGAUUUGGCGAGGUGUCUGUUCAGUAAAAGAUCACAGAUGGCGUCACCCUGCCAGCAGAGUAAUCUUUGUUGAGCAUGCACAGCAUGUUGCUAGGACUGAGGCCUAGGAGUACUUGCUACAGAGGGUUUUGUUAUAACCAUCCAUUUAUUAAUAAAUGGAUGCUCAUGCUAAAAAAAACCAUUUUGAUGGGAGAGAAGAUUGACUAGUCCGGAGGUUUUGUUUGUGGCAACCUUCAAGGUUUGAUGUGAUUCAGGCAGAGCCUCAUUAUUUUUUCCUCCUCACUCAAGAAUACAAAAGUGGAGGUGUGUGUGGCCAAGUGGUUAACACCUCGAACUCCGGAUCUGGAGGUCUGGGCUUCAAGCCUCGCCUGUCAUGUUGUUUCCUCAGACAAGGAACUUUACUCCACUUUGUCUCUCUUCACCCAGGUGUAUAAAUGGGUACCAGCGACAUACUGCUGGGAGGUAACCCUGCGAUGGACUACCAUCCUGUCCAGGGGGGAGUAGCAAUACUACUAAGUGCUUCAUGCUAAUGAAACCAGGAUAAGCUCCGUCCCUUUGAGCCUUUACCUUUUUUUUACCAAGAAUACGAAAGGAGGCUCUGCUUGUAGACUAUGUGAGAUGGCAUUAAAAUUAUUGUGGUUCAAUUAUUGAGAACAAAAAGUGCCCAAUGUCAGCUCAGUCAUCUUUCUUUGUAAAGGGCCUAUCAUAAUUCUGGUUUUGUACUUGUCUGGCAUCAGUAAAAGUAGUAUAAUUUUUAAUUCUUUUUCCAUUCUUAAUGCCUAUUAUUAACACUCCAUUGUGGUUCCAUCCAUGAAUGCUAAAAUGCAUGUACAUCAUUUUGCACUUUUGAAUGAUGAUGAUGAUGAUGGUGGUGGUGGUGGUGGUGGUGGUGUUAAGAGAUGAUAAUAAGGAGUGAUUUUGAUUGAUUUAUAGGCCUGAGCACAGCUUUGGUGGAAAGGGAUGAUUUUGCAUCUGGGACUAGCAGUCGUAGUACCAAACUAAUUCAUGGAGGGGUGCGUUAUCUACAAAAAGCCAUUAUGCAAUUGGAUAGGGAACAGGUAAUUUGCAUGUUAAGUGCAAAAAUAUACUUCCAUUGAAUUAUGCAAGAAGAUAACUUGUCAAUUUUUAUUUUAUUGGCGGCAUUUUUUGCACCAGUUUUUAGAUUAUUGAUAUACCCAAUGUAAGUUAUUUCUUUUGUUUUGUGUUGACAGUAUCGCCUUGUAAAGGAGGCACUGCAUGAAAGAGCCAACUUGUUGGCUAUUGCACCACACUUAUCUGCUCCUUUGCCAAUCAUGCUUCCUGUUUACAGGCAAGUGAUGUUAACUGUUCAUUGAAAUUAUUACCAUGUACAGUUAAACGCUGUUAAUACAGACAUCGAGGGGGCCAUAGAAUGUGUUCUUUUUUUUAACAGGAUGUCCGUUUUUAGCGGGUUGAAUUUAGAGGAAAUGUAGGGGCUUUCUUGCUUUCCCCAAUGACAAAGCAACUGUCCAAAAUAAUGGAGUGUCCACCUUAAGUGGAUAUCCGUAACGUGGGAUUUCACUGUACCUGGUACCUUAAAUAUCACUGGAAUUUCAAAUCAUAAUCAAUUUCCAUGAAGUUAUUUUAAUGACCAGAAUUACUUUGAGUUAGCCAAAGGUUUGAGUUACUGAGAGUAAAAUUACAGUAAAUGUAUGAAGGAAAUCCAGGAGAAAUCAACUUUGGUUUGAGUUAGCGCAAGGUUCAAUUUAGUGAGGGAUUUAAGUUAUCGGGAGUCAACUACAUGUAUUUCUCACCGCAACAGUAAUAUGAUAGUCAUAUUAUAAAUAAUUAUACUACUACAUGAGAAAUUUCUGCAAUUUGAUUGGCUUAGAGCAGUGGUAUUUCACCUUAAUUUGAAAUACCUACAUGUGAAAAUUACAAACCUUUUUCCGGGUAGCAGUAUAAACAAAUAAUAGCAUGAUUUGUACUUGAUAUUUGGCAUAAAUAUCACUCGUGGUAUUUAUGCCAAAUAUCACUUCUAAUCAUGCUAUUACCUAUACUAAUAUUAUUAUUUUCAUUAAAAAUUAACUAAAUUUGUACUUUUUUCCUUCUUUUCAGAUGGUGGCAACUCCCUUACUUUUGGGCUGGAAUCAAAAUGUAUGACCUUGUGUCGGGUCGUCAACUUCUCAAGAGUAGCUAUGUUGUUGGAAAAAAGAAGGCUUUGGAGCUCUUCCCAAUGCUUAAAAAGGACAAAUUGUGUGGAGCAAUUAUUUAUUAUGAUGGUGAGUCAUGGACCAAAUUUGAAGAUAGGGAGCUCUUUUAUAUCUGACCAGUUACACUUUACCUCUGAGACCAGCUUUUAACAUACACUAGCUUACAAUAAAGAUGACUUGAUUUAAGUGUACUGGUAAAUUUAGCAUGAAGUGCUGAUGGACGACACUGUUCUAUGUCCACUCCUUUUCUGGAGAGAGCACCAAAUAUUUAUGUUCUCAUUUGAAUGCCAAAAAGGUCUCACUAGUCAUUUGAAGGGCAGCUGGCAGUAUGCUCUUUGUCUGUCAGUCAUUUUAAGAUUAUUUUAAGUCCAAUUGCAGAUUGAUGCUAUCCCUGGCAUGAUCAGCAAGUUCACUUUUGAAGAGACUCAAGCCAAGCUCUGAAGUUUGCAUUAGGGAGGUGUAUUUUGCUUCAUACCAAGUUUACUUGCCGACAAACAAGUGAUACCCAGAUAAUCAAUGAUAUAAGAGCCUUAGAGAGCUUUAGAUACAGAGUUUUGCAGGCUACAGACAAACAGGUGUUUUCAUCAUCAGCUUUUCUUCUUAUUUUUCCUAACCUUGCUGUCUGCCAGGUAACAAUGACCUAAAAUGUGAACGUGGGGCCAUUCAAGGCUACAACCAUUUUGUAUGCUGAAAAGACAGGAAGAUAAAUAUACAGUACUUGUAAUUCCAAAAAGAUUUUUUCGAGAAACCUGAAAGUUCACUUAUAUGUUCCUAUGUAAUAAAAGGUUUAUUACGUGUAAUUUUCUAGGACAACAUGAUGAUGCAAGAAUGAACCUCGCUAUCGCACUUACUGCUGUCAGGCACGGGGCAUCUGUGGCCAACCACGUGGAAGUAUUAUCUCUUCUUAAAAGAAAGGGUAGGAAGCAGUAGAGCACACUAAGCACUGGUGUAUGGUCGUUUCGCCAAGGUCCUUUUCGCUAUCUUCGGAAGUCGUUUCGCGUACGUGUUGGGUCAGUUCCGUAACUGCUUUCGCCUGAUCAAAGAACGAGGUAUAUACACGCGUGUCACACUUUUUUGUAUCAUGGCCGAGAGAACGAAGCCUUUACAUGCGCAGCGCUCUUUUCGCUUCUUAGCGGAACGACGUAAGACGUUAGCGAAACGACCGGCACCUACGAAAACAGAUUAUUUUGCUUUUUAUGAGUCGUAAUUUUUCCUGAGGGUAAGCAAAGAGAGACAUAAAGUUUCUAGGGGAACAAAAUUAAUUAACCUUAACUUCCGUCUACACGAAACCCGCAAUGUCCGGCACCAACCUGAAAACAGUGGUUUUCCAAAACAGUCCGCAGAGUGAAGAUUUUUUGAAACCGCCGGCUUCUUGUUUACGUGUGAACGGACGGAAACGUAGGUUUUCGAAUACGACGAUGUUAGUAUAAGCAGCAGUUACUACAUUUAAAUACGGUCGCCAUGCGACCACCUCAUACAAGGAAACCUCUCGUAAACGAACAAGUGACAUUUUCCAUUGUUUUUAACCUCUUUUAAGCGACCACUAGACGAAUUAUCUGAUUUCUAUGUUCACGCUGUGUGUACUUACAGGAGGUUUGACUCUACCCUAUUUGCUGGGGCAGCAAUUAAUUAUAGCAUGUCUCCUUUCAAUCGACUUAAUCCAAGCAAAAAAAACUAUGCAACUUUUAAUGAACGUUUUUCUACAGAAGAAGACAAAGAGGAUGAAGUAGUUUGUGGGGCUCACGUUCGUGACGUGAUUACUGGCGAGGAAUUUGAUGUACGAGCAAAGUGCGUCGUGAAUGCCACAGGACCCUUUACUGACGCAAUACGGAAGAUGGACGAUCCAACAGAGAGGAAUAUCUGCCAGCCAAGCUCCGGGGUGCACAUCGUACUGCCAGAAUACUACAGGUACUGUAGGCUGAGAAAACAGCCGACAUUUGUAGAUGCCACCACUGGUCUCCCAGCGAAACGAGCCCAGAAAUUCCAUACUGAUGACGUGUCACUACCCAGAUCAGGGUAGUGCUUUUGAUUGGUUGAUGCAAUUUUCCUACGUGGCACGACCAAUCAGAAGCGCUACCCAGAUCUGGGUACUGACGCGUCAUCAGUAUGGAAUUUCUGCACUCGUUCCUCAGUCGUCAUUUCGAGGAGAAAGCAUUGGUGACGUCUCGAAAUGUCGGCUGUUUCCUUGGACUGCAGCCGCCAGUUGUUCAAUAGCGCUAUUCUUCGGAUAAAUCUCCAUCCACUGGAUAGCGUAAUUGGUUUUCCUAAUAUUCUUCGUUCUUUAAGGCAAGUAUGUACGAGAAACUAUUUACACCUCGACUGAAUAAACUUGUAUCUUAACAAUUCGUAUCGGAAUGACUCUGGAUAAAAACGAUCAGUAACCCGGACACCGGUCGUUUCGAUACGAUACGACCUCGCUCAAGCAUUGCAAUUAUUACACAAAAACAUUUCGAUCACUUCAGUACAAUAAAGUCAACAUACACAUCUUUGACGGCUUCCAAUCGUUUCGCUACAAAGUUUUUCGUCACAUUUUGCAGCGUAAUAUUUCAGCUAAUCAGGUUUCAGUUUGAAAGAGAGUGCUAGCGUCAACUUAGAACUUGACGCAAGCAACUCGGAAAAAACGCUAGCUUGACGGCCUAGCUACCACGAGUGUCGUGUAGCUAAGUGGUAGAGCAUUUGAACUAACAACCAGAUCGAGAAUGUCAACUCUUGUUGAUAGAAUUCGAUUUUGUUUUGUCUUUGUCGCCUGUAUCACUGACAAAAAAAUAAUCAGUUCAUUCUGUUUUGAAAGAAACUAAUCAUGCUUUUUACUUUUAUUUUAGUCCAAAAGAUAUGGGUCUUCUGGAUCCAGCGACGAGCGAUGGACGAGUCAUCUUUUUCCUUCCUUGGGAAGGUGAGAUGUUUAAGUCUUACUAAAAGUUAGAAGGCCUUACUAUGGGUCCCAAGGGGGGGUACUUUAGGAAUUUCUGGGUGGGGAUGUGCCGCUGGGACCCUGGAACCCUUAACCUAUAUCAGAGCUAGUUCACUAAAUUUUGCUACCCUAUACUAGAGUAAACUCUCCAAAUCCCCCCUAUCCUAGGAUAGCUGUUUCCCUAGUCUAGAUAAAAUCUUCAACCAACUGAUCAGUUUCCUGAAAAAUGAUACUCUAUUCUAGACCCAAACGCUCUGAUUUAUAUACCCUAUCCUAGAGUAAACUGCUUGAAAACCAUACCCUUCACAGCGGUACAUACCUAUAUAGCCCAUAUAUGGCAUAGCCCCCGGGGGGCUAUGGGUGCCUUUUGCUGUUGUUUUUUGUAUUGCUUUGUCUUAUUUCCAAAAGGAAGUAGCAAGGUAUGGAAUCAUCAGCGUACUAUUGAGUUUUUUUGUUUAAUGCGUCUCGCAAAUACGAUAUUACAGCCAACCACUGAUAUUUUUAAAAUCGUUUCCUUGUCAUAUUGUAGGAAAAACAAUCGCUGGUACAACGGAUUCCCCAACAGAGCUGUCGCCCAACCCGGCCCCAAAAGAAGCCGAGAUUCAGUUUAUUCUUAGUGAAAUCAAGCAUUACCUUACUGAAGAUUUAGAAGGUAAGAGUCCUAAACCAGUAAGCAGUUUCUCUAAGAUAUGCCUGACAGGAUCCUUGCCUCCUGUGUAGAGGUUUUUUAGAAUUCGUCGCGCAUUGUACCUUUUCAAGGUCAUGCGACAAUCGCUCUAUCAAUGCUUUGUUGCAGUUCGUCGUGGUGAUGUACAAGCGGCUUGGAGUGGUAUCCGACCUUUGGUCAUAGACCCGAACUCUAAAAGUACCGCUUCAAUCGCCCGCAAUCACCUGAUUUUGGUCAGCAAAAGUGGACUGGUAACGAUUGCUGGAGGUAAAUGGACCACCUACCGCUCCAUGGCAACAGAUACCAUGGAAGCCGCUAUUAAAGCUCGCGGGCUGCAGCCUGCUAGGAAUUGUCAGACCGACGGACUGUUCCUCGAGGGAGGAGAGGGUUAUACGUCAAAUUAUUUCAUCCGACUUGUACAGGAUUAUGGUCUUGAUGUUGAGGUUCGUCUAAUGGCUGAUUUAUGUACACCUCAUUUGAUACUUUGAUGUAUGAUUAGAUAAGUCCAGAUAUUUUGUUAAUUAUUUGAUUGCUUAAUAUUUAAAUUUUGCGAACUUUCCCAGUAGCUUCUCAACAUAACCGUUUUUCUCGUGCAGUGCUUCACUCUUGCUUAUAAUGCAGGCGGUGUGGGAGGGGGGGUGGGGGCGCAGAAAUGCUAGAAUUUGCUAGAGUUGUCACAUCUUUUGCUUUAAAAAUCAUACAAGAGCUACGGAGCGCCCUCAGUCGCUCGAAAAAUAUGCCUACACUGAAUGCUAAUCCUGAGCGUGCGCACUGAUGUUUUGAUUUCCUACUCUAUCUAACCAGUCGAACUGGAUUGGUCCAUGUUGAAACUGGUUUGAAUUCGAAUACUGCAUUGGACUCCUAGUAAAGUGCACUCUGUUUUAGUUAACAGACUUGUAACCAUUGAAGAGUUUGGUGGUGCAGAAGAGAGACGGCGUUUUACCGUAUGAUGCCUCGCGCCUAUACGUCGUUUCGAAUAAAAAUGAUUCAUACGAAAAGGGGUGAAUUGGGGGGCAAAAGAGAACCAACUUUUAGUAGUUGCAAAACAAACAGUUACUGCCCUGGGUAGCCGGUUACAUAUAACGCGCGUAAGGUAACAAGAUCGUGAGUGAGGAAGCUAUGAGGAGAAUUUCAGUUUGUUGAUAUAACUGUCGGUUGGUCAACUGGUUCAAAAAAAAAAAUUGUAAAGUUUGCUUACCUGAGAUCAGGCCCAACGUUAUCAACUUGCGUUAGCCGGAAAUUUACAUGCCAAGCCAGACGAAAAAAGAGCGUGUCUCAGGUUUUGUUGUUCUUUUCUGUGGGCUAAACUGGUCAAGUCUUGGUUGCUUGUUGAUGAUAAACGCGAACUUAACAUGAAUUCCAUUUCUGUUAAACAGGUUGCCAAGCAUCUCGCUCAUUCUUACGGAACCAAAGCACCGGAAGUUAUUAAACUAGCCAAAGUAACCGGAAGUCGUUGGCCAGUCUUGGGAAAGCGUCUUGUGGAUGAAUUUCCAUAUAUUGAAGCGGAAAUUCGCUAUGGUGUACAGGAAUACGCAUGCACGAUUGUAGACUUCCUUGCCAGGAGAACACGACUUGCGUUUUUGAAUGCUCAAGCCGCUGCCGAUGCCAUUCCGAAGAUUGCCGACAUCAUGGCGAAGGAACUGAACUGGUCCAAGGCCAAGAAGGAGGUAAUGUUAAUAUACUUGUGCCAACCUGUUGAAGGGGGUGGGGAAGGGAGGAUGACUGAAGGCAAGGCAGGUAGACAUUAGGAUAAAUUUAUCCACAAUGUCUUCCGCACAUUGGGCUUCGUCUGUUCCAUACUUGAAGUGCGGGAUGGUUAAGAUUUGUGUCUUCCAUGCAAGUGAAACCUUUUCUACCGUAAUGGUCUCAAUGUGGAAAGUGCAAUCGGCGACAAAAUGAGUUCAGACACCGCAAAAGGACCCUUCUGACGUGUUGCCGUCUUAAAAAGGAGAAAAUCAAGUUUUCCCUCCCCCAUCCCCUCCAUGCAAUGUCGCGCUGCUGUUCGAGCUAGGAGACAACAAACAUCCCAACUUUGAAUGGAGGGGCUCGAUUCCCAGCGGGGUUCAAAUAAGAUGUUCUCUGCCUCGCGUUCUUUUCUCUUGUAUGAUCCUCAUGCGUUGAUCACCAAAGUUAUUAGUCUUCUUUAUUUUUAGGCCGAGAUCCAAGAAGCCCGAACAUUUCUCGACACUGGUAUGGGAUUGGACGUUCAUGAACACGUUCGGCGCGUGGAGGUGAAUUUCAACGACGAGGAAGUCAAACAAUACGAGAAGAUGUUUCAGAAAAUUACCAAAACCAAGCGAGGAUGUUUGAACUCCUUUGACUUGAGAAACAUGUUGAAGGAGAUGGGAGAAGAGGUAUCUGACAAGCAACUUCAUGAGCUUAUAGCUGAAGUGGAUAUUAAUAAGAAUUCAUGUGUGGAGCUGGAUGAGUUUCUACAGGUUAGUUACUGAAAAUCCUAAUAUCAAUAUACAGAUUCUCCAAAUUGUUCCGCCCUGCUACAUUUAAGACUAAUGUGGGGAACUUGCUUAACAAUCGAGACCUUUUGUGCUCGCUGAUCAUUUCCUGGAUUCUCAUGAACUAUACUUUUGUUUUAGUGGUGAUACUGACGGGAGAAAUUAGAUUCCUGUCACUUUUGGGGUUAACAGGGAGACGUCGUGACCCUGUAACCCACUCAAAAAUUAGUGAGACGUGGACUCGCAAUCUGGUAGCUGGUUGUUUUGUCGGAGAGAGCGUUGAAGCCGCGAGUAGAACGAGGCGGAAUCAACGAGAACAACAAUAACAAUGGUUUUUCUUUUCUUGUGGCCUCGCCGCUUGAAGUCCGCGCGAACUUUCAUAACUUCACCGCUCGUUUGCGCUCAUUUGCGCGCUCGCCAGACAAAAUCGCCAGCUACGCAGGCUAGCAAUCCGGAUAUCGUAAGACCGAGUCUUGCUCUGACCAUGCGCUGUGUUAUUGGCGAUCUGCUUGUCAAUACUGAACCAAUUGUUUGCGUCGCGCCGGGUGACGUAUUUACUCCUGAUAUAUUGUAUUUGGGCUAGAGGAGAGCAUAAAAAGACCAUUAUCCUCUCUUGAUUUGGGUUGUUUGUUUCAACUUAUCGAGGUCGCGUGGUCUGACGUUGUUUACUUGUAAUAUGUAAGGCCCACAAAAUCCACAGUGGUAUACUUCCUAGAUUCGAAAGGCGUCAAGUCUAGCCCGCUUGGCACGAGUCGGCUUUUAGAGCGGAAGGAGAAACUUCGAGGACGCGCGCACGGACGAAGGGAAAAAUGGAGGAGAGGCCUCCCCUCCUAUAAAAACUAACCAAAUAAACCGUCGCCUGGCACGCAGGCUACGUCGUCUCUGGUUGCAAACGGAACCUAUAAUUUUGGUCUGUGAGUCCAGCGCGGGAGAGAAAUUUGGGAUGGACAUUUCAUUACCUUUACUCAGAUUUUGUUAAAAUCAACUUUUGGUGAAUGUUUUUAUUACUGUUUAGCUGAUGAGCGCUCUAAAGACAGGAGCUGUCGCCAAUAAUCGUUUUGCGGUCAUCAUCGAUCGACAUCACAAACAUUUAACAGAACAGAUACCUGUGGACAGGAGCGGUGGUGGAGUAUGACGUCAUUAGGUCAUGUGACUUGGCACCGGCUCCCUGAUUGAGUAGAUGGACAGUGAAUGUAUAACGCGACUACUAACGACAUGUUUGAAACACCAAGCGUCCUAAAAACAAGGGCUUAAUGUAUUGUUUAAUUGCACGGUGCUUUACAGGGUCAUAAGUGGGUCCUGACCCCGCCCACAGAGGUGGUAUGAAUAAACUAGACUCCUUUGAAGUUUAUUGAUUUACUUUGCAAACUGGUGCUCCUUAAUUGAAGAGGAAUUGCUAAAUUUACAAGAAAAUUCAACAGGAUAUAAAAUCGUAAAUUAUUCGCCUUGUGCCAAACUCGAAAAAAAUUCGCAUCUGUCGUAACCUCAGUUUAAUUAAACUGUUCACAGUCCCCUAUUUUUCCGUAAGGUCGUUGAGAUCGAUCACCUUGCCUUACGGGUGGCCGAUGGCGACCUUGGUUUCAGAUGGUCCAAGACGUUUUUAGCCCUGGGAUAAGUGUCAAAUCUACUUAGGAGGAUGAGGACGGUUUGCGAGGAGAAGAGAGAAAUUCUCGCCUCCCCCUCUUCCCCCCUCGGUACAUAUGCAACCAAGAUGGCCACCGGUACCGAUAAGCGCUCGAUCCCGACGAAGUUACGAAAAAAUUGGGGACCGUGAACAGUCUACAGUUUAAUUCGUUAUUGUGCUAUACCUUUAGAGAUCAUGCACUUCAUAACAAAUGCUUCCAAGCGUCUUUGUUAAAGAUGACAGGGUUGCAAGAAGUUUUAAAGAUUUCGAAUGAGGAUAUUUUCAAAGUGGGACCUUUCAGAAUUUUCAUAUAGAACUCCCAGGGACGCAAAAAGAAGAAUUUGCCACCGCCGUAGCAAAUUAAAUACAAUGAAUUUAUUUACAAGAAUCCUUUAUUCCAAAUAGU